UAGAAAGAAAGUCAACAUAAGCAAGUACAAAGAAGGACAUCAAUCAUAAAAAAACAAGAACCCCAACCCAAAUCAAACAGACAUACUAUGUCGGAAUCCGGAAAUCUCGGUGUAGUAGUAGUAGCAGUAGACGGAAGCGAAGAGAGCAUGAACGCUCUCCGCUGGGCGUUAGAAAAUCUCAAGCUCCGAUCACCUGCACCCGAUUCCACCGACGCUGGUUCUUUCAUCAUCCUCCACGUUCAAUCUCCGCCGUCAAUCGCCACCGGUCUUAAUCCCGGUUCCAUCCCUUUCGGUGGACCCAGUGAUCUUGAAGUUCCUGCGUUUGCUGCUGCAAUUGAAGCUCAUCAGAAACGUAUUACUGAUUCUAUUUUUGAUCAUGCUUUGGGAAUUUGCUCCACCUUCAACGUAAAGACUAAGGUCAGGACUCAUGUUGUUGUUGGUGAUCCAAAGGAGAAGAUUUGUGAAACUGUACAGGAUUUGCAUGCUGAUGUGCUUGUGAUGGGGUCUCGGGCUUUUGGCCCUAUUAAGAGAAUGUUCCUGGGAAGUGUUAGCAACUACUGUGCCCACCAUUCUGAGUGUCCAGUCACCAUCAUCAAAGGAAAGGGCGGUGUUAAUAAGGGAAACUAAUACACUUCUACUAUGAUAUAUCGACUUUUAUUGAGUGAGUUGCCACAUUUCAGGUGCUGAUUCUGCACUUGUCCAACUGAUCAUGUCAAAAGCUUUUUCAUGCUUUGGAUUUGCACGUUUUUUGCUGGUCCUGUGCCGUAGCUAAGCUUUGAAGUUUGUAUUGCCAUUGCUGGUCAUAUCCUGCUACAAGUACGAGUUUUCGCUGUUUGUGGACAAUAAUGGUGUUGUGCGUGUGAAAUUAUUGGAGUUAAGAGUUGAUUUUCACCUGUGCUAUUAUAUAUUUGGUAGUUGUUGCAGUGAUUCAAAGAGAUACAUGACUCCUGAAAUUUUUUAUUGUUUUUUAAAGUUGUACAAUGUUGUAAACAAAUGUUGGAUUACUUUAGCUCUGUGUUAGAAAAUCUAUUUUCUGAGCAUUAUUAUUGUUUCAUUUAUGUAUAGAACAAUGGUUGAAUUUAUUUUACAAAUGUCUUUGAGGGAUUUAAA
This is a messenger RNA of Medicago truncatula (barrel medic), 1110 nucleotides long. RefSeq names its product universal stress protein PHOS34. The transcript is spliced from 5 exons. The record is from RefSeq and is a predicted model, not a curated record. NCBI's taxonomy places the organism in Eukaryota, Viridiplantae, Streptophyta, Magnoliopsida, Fabales, Fabaceae. Bases 88 to 627 code for a protein of 179 amino acids.